AUGGCUGAAACCCAGCGAAUGACUGUUUAUGGUAGACAUCCUCCCUGUGCUAGUGGAGCUCGUUUAGAAGAACGUCGUGCUAGAAGAUUAGCCUUAAGGUUAGAAAGAAAUCGAAAGUCAGAUAAACCAGAUGAUUUUAUUUGUUAUGAAUCAAGUGAUGAUGAAGCAGAAACUGUAAGCGAAGGAAAACAAUUUUUAAGAACUUCGUUUAAUUUUGUGGAUUAUGUACGUGCAAGGGAAACAAACACAAGAGAAGUGAGAAAAAUUAAUCAAGAAUAUGGAUUUCGACACAUAUUAACUCAUGAUUUAUUUAAAGAAUAUUCGGUUAGCUUAAAUAAUAUGAAUAAAGUUUUUUGUUCUCAAUGGUUAAGUGAUAGGCAAGUAGUAUUUGGUACAAAAUGCAACAAAUUGAUGGUUUAUGACGUAGCAACACAGAAAUUAGACCAAAUACCAUCUCUACAUGGAAGGCAAAUUAAUUCAGGGAGCGGUGUUGUUCCUGAGCAGUGUGGUAUACAUUCUGUUCAAAUCAAUCCUUCCAGAACUCUCCUAUCAACUGGAGCAAGAAGUAGCAAUGAAAUAGCAAUAUAUAGGCUACCAACAUUAGAUCCAGUUUGUGUAGGAGAAGGUGGUCAUAGAGAUUGGAUUUUUGAUAUGUGUUGGUUAGAUGACGAAUUUUUAGUUUCUGGUUCUAGAGAUACCAAACUGGCUUUAUGGCGUAUAGAUAAUGAUCUUGCUGAAGCUCCCGAUAAAGUAGAUGUGCCAACACACAGGUUGAUUCAACCUAUAUGUGUUAAAGAAUGUAGAUCUGCACAAAAAGUACGAGCUCUCGUUUUCAAUAGAAUGUACAAAGAAAUCGCAGCUAUUACUUUGAAUAGCUUCAUACACAUAUGGUCUGCUGAAACUUUUAGACAAAAGAUAUCUAGAAAACUACCAGUUUGCCAAGAAAAUGUUUGCCUUGCUGUUCAAGAUGACGGUGUAUACGCCGUAGGAUGUCGUUCUUACACUUUACUUUUGGAUGCAAGAACUGUACAACCUGUAAAAAGAAUACUUUCACGGUAUAGUGGUUGCGGAAUUCGAUCAGUUAGCUUUCAAGGUUCUGUUUUAACAAUUGGAACAGGCUUAGGAAUGAUGUUCUUUUAUGAUGUCAGGGCACAAAAGUAUCUUGAAUCUUCAAUUAACUCUAACAGAACUGUUGUAUUAAAAGCAUCAAAAGGAUAUGUGUUUCCUGACGAAGAGUACAUCGAUGGAUUUCAGAAUGUAAAGUAUACACCUGCUAUAUAUACUCAUUGCUACGAUGGAUCGGGAACUCGAUUAUUCGCCGCUGGUGGACCUCUUCCCAUAAAUCUUUAUGGUAACUAUGCAGGAUUAUGGCAAUAA
Messenger RNA from Eufriesea mexicana, 1377 nucleotides. It is a transcript of the gene DCAF12, whose product is annotated as DDB1 and CUL4 associated factor 12-like protein. The transcript is spliced from 6 exons. Gene Ontology annotation, molecular function: protein binding. Gene Ontology annotation, cellular component: Cul4-RING E3 ubiquitin ligase complex. The coding region runs from base 1 to 1377 and encodes 458 amino acids. The record is from RefSeq and is a predicted model, not a curated record. Lineage: Eukaryota; Metazoa; Arthropoda; Insecta; Hymenoptera; Apidae.